AUGAUUCGAUCAUUUCGUUCUUUCGUCCGCCUCUGGAUAAAAAAACAAAAUGGUGGCAAGCAAAGUGCAGAUAAGAAUGGAGAGGAAGAAAAGAUUUUAUCUCAGUUCGUAUAUGAUUAUCUAUCUAUCUAUCUAUCUAUCUAUCUAUCUAUUUAUCUAUCUAUGCUAGGAUAUAAUUGGAAUUUCAGUUUAUCUCUGUUCGUAUAUGAUUAUCUAUCUAUCUAUCUAUCUAUCUAUCUAUCUAUCUAUCUAUCUAUGCUAGGAUAUAAUUGGAAUUUCAGUUUAUCUCUGUUCGUAUAUGAUUAUCUAUCUAUCUAUCUAUCUAUCUAUCUGCUCGUGUAUUUAUUACUAUUUCAGUUCAUCUAUGAGAAAUCAGAGAGCGUUGUUCGACUUGCACACCCUCAUGUUAAUAACUAUCGAUCUAUCACAGUAUAUUCUAUCUAUCUAUCUAUCUAUCUAUCUAUCUAUCUAUCUAUCUAUCUAUCUAUCUAUCACAGUAUGUUCAUAUCUAUCUAUCUAUCUAUCUAUCUAUCUAUCUGUCAGAGUAUAUUCAUAUAUAUCUAUCUAUCUAAUUUUAAAAUUUUUUUAAUGUUCUUUUUAUUUAUACGACAUGCAUAUAAUGUCAAACUUUUUGUGUUAAUUGCUUCAAAAGAAUGUCAUUUACAGGAGAAUGCGAUCUAUCUAUCUAUCUAUCUGUCUGUAUUUCCACAUUGGGUGUAUUUCCGCAUUUUAAUAUCCUUGUCUGUCUGUUUCUAUCUAUCUAUCUAUCUAUCUAUCUAUCUAUCUAUCUAUCUAUUUCAGUCUGUUCAUAUCUAUGUAUUUCACCCGUUCCUUAUCUAUCUAUCUAUCUAUCUAUCUAUCUAUCUAUCUAUCUAUCUAUCUAUCUAUCUGUCUGUCUGUAUUUCCACACUGGGUGUAUUUCCGCAUUUUAAUAUCCUUGUCUGUCUGUUUCUAUCUAUCUAUCUAUCUAUCUAUCUAUCUAUCUAUCUAUCUAUCUAUCUAUCUCAGUCUGUUCAUAUCUAUGUAUUUCACCCGUUCCUUAUCUAUCUAUCUAUCUAUCUAUCUAUCUAUCUAUCUUCUGUUCAUAUCUAUGUAUUUCACCCGUUCCUUAUCUAUCUAUCUAUCUAUCUAUCUAUCUAUCUAUCUAUCUAUCUAUCUGUCUGUCUGUCUGUAUUUCCACACUGGGUGUAUUUCCGCAUUUUAAUAUCCUUGUCUGUCUGUUUCUAUCUAUCUAUCUAUCUAUCUAUCUAUCUAUCUAUCUAUCUAUCUAUCUAUUUCAGUCUGUUCAUAUCUAUGUAUUUCACCCGUUCCUUAUCUAUCUAUCUAUCUAUCUAUCUAUCUAUCUAUCUGUCUGUCUGUAUUUCCACACUGGGUGUAUUUCCGCAUUUUAAUAUCCUUGUCUGUCUGUUUCUAUCUAUCUAUCUAUCUAUCUAUCUAUCUAUCUAUCUAUCUAUCUAUCUAUCUAUCUCAGUCUGUUCAUAUCUAUGUAUUUCACCCGUUCCUUAUCUAUCUAUCUAUCUAUCUAUCUAUCUAUCUAUCUAUCUAUCUAUCUAUUUCAGUCUGUUCAUAUCUAUGUAUUUCACCCGUUCCUUAUCUAUCUAUCUAUCUAUCUAUCUAUUUAAGUUCCCGUGGAGGAGUGUGAACUAUUUAAUUCUAUCUAUCUAUCUAUCUAUCUAUCUAUCUAUCUAUCUAUCUAUCUAUUUAAUUCUGAUAUCCACUUUUGUUUGUUUGUUUGUUUCUUUCUUUCUUUUUUUUUUCUUUCUUUCUUUCUUUCUUUCUUUCUUAUUCACUCUUUUCGUCUUAAAACAUGUUUUCUUUCUUUCUGUCUUUCUUUUAUUAAUUAAUUUUCUUUCUUUCUUUCUUUUAUUUAAUAAAGGAUACUUUCUUUCUUUCUUUCUUUUAUUUAAUAAAGGAUACUUUCUUUCUUUCUUUCUUUCAAUUUAUGAUUUUUGUUCUCUUUCGCUUUCUUUCUGUUUUUUGCUUUUUUUAUUGAUAUGCUCACUUUCUUUCUGUAUAUGCCUUUUAUAUAUUUGCUCUCCUCAUUCCUUCUAUUUUCUUCUUUCUUUCUUUCUUUCUGUAUAUGCCUUUUAUAUAUUUUCUCUCUUCAUUUCUUAUAUUUUCUUCUUUCUUUCUUUCUUUCUUUCUUUCUUUCUUUCUGUAUAUGCCUUUUAUAUAUUUUCUCUCUUCAUUUCUUAUAUUUUCUUCUUUCUUUCUUUCUUUCUUUCUUUCUUUCUUUCUUUCUUUCUUUUCUUUCUGUAUAUGCCUUUUAUAUAUUUGCUUCCUCAUUCCUUUAUUUUCUUCUUUCUUUUCUUUCUGUAUAUGCCUUUUAUAUAUUUGCUCUCUCUUCAUUUCUUAUAUUUUCUUCUUUCUUUUCUUUCUUUAUUUUCUUUUAUUUUUUUCUUUCUAUGCCUUUUUAUAUAUUUGCUCUUCUUUUCCUUUUAUUUUCUUUUUUCUUUUCUUUCUUUCUUUCUUUCUUUCUAUGCCUUUUAUAUAUUUGCUCUCUUCAUUCCUUUUAUUUUCUUCUUUCUUUCUUUCUUUCUUUCUUUCUUUCUUUCUUUUUCUUUCUUUCUUUCAACUUACAUAUUUAUUUUUCUUUCUUUCUUUCUGUCUUUCUUUCUUUCUUUCUGUCUUUCUUUCUUUCUUUCUUUCUUUUAUGUCUUUUAUAUAUUUGCUCUCUUCAUUCUUUCAAUUUUCUUUCUUUCUAUUUUUUUAACUUUCUUUCUUUCUUUUCUUUCUUUCUUUCUUUCUUUCUUUCUUUCUUUUAUUUCUCAAAAUAAUUUUCUCUCGCUCCUUGUCUCUUUUCUUUCUUUCCUUCUUUCUUUCUUUCGUUAUAUGUACUUUUAUACGUUUGCUCGGCUCAUUCUAUUUUUCUUUGCCCUUUUAUUUAUUUUUCGUUCUUUUUCCCUUUUUUUUUUUACCUUUUUGUUUCUGCAUUAG
This is a messenger RNA of Acanthosepion pharaonis, 2937 nucleotides long. The record is from the annotation of a GenBank genome assembly. NCBI's taxonomy places the organism in Eukaryota, Metazoa, Mollusca, Cephalopoda, Sepiida, Sepiidae.